GGUUUGGCCACUGCAACGUUAGCAGACUAUUCGUCGACCCCUGUAAUCGUCUUCCUCAGACAGAGGAAGUGGAAGGGUCACGCUGCCGUCUUGACGUGAAAAGAAACACUCUCCUGCUUCUCUCAGUGCUAAAAGAUGAGUGCCAGCAAAGUAUUGGAGAAAACACUGGAUGAAAUCCUUUCUGCAAUUAAACCGUCACGGGAGGACCAGAUAGCUCGAAACCAAAUUAUUGCCGAGCUGCAGACUGUUGUUCGAUCUAUGGAUAUUUUUCGAGGUGCGAUCGUGGAGCCAUUUGGAUCGUUUGUCUCUGGUCUUUUCACAAGAUGGGGGGACUUGGAUAUCUCCAUUGAGUUACCCAACGGUUCGUACAUCUCCUCUACCGCAACAGAACAGAAACAGCUCAUGUUGUCAUUUCUGCAGUCAAGACUAAUAGGUCGAUAUCAAAGGCUCCAAUUCAUCUGCACUGCUAGAGUUCCAAUAGUGAAGUUUGAGAGCAGAAGCAUUUCCUGUGAUGUUUCAAUUGACAAUCUAUCGGGCCAGAUGAAGUCCAAGCUCUUGUUAUGGAUCAAAGGCAUAGACGAACACUUUGGCGAUAUGGUCUUAUUGGUUAAAGAAUGGGCCAAGGCUCAGGAAAUCAACAAUUCAACGUCUGGGAGCUUCAACUCAUAUAGUCUCACUUUACUGGUCAUUUUUCAUUUUCAGACUUGUGUGCCUGCAAUUUUACCUCCUCUAAAGGAUAUAUAUCCGGGAGAUAUAGCUAGCGAUCUCAAAGGUGUAAGAGCUGAUGUAGUCCAGAGAAUUACAGAAACUUGCACUGCUAACAUAGCCAGGUGGAAAUCCAACAGAUACAGGCUGGUUAACCAAAGCUCCUUGUCUGAGCUUCUAGUUUCCUUCUUUUCUAAGUUCGGCCUCUGCGCAAAUUUCAUCCCCUUCGAUGAAAGGGGCUGCCGUGAAGCAGACACCGUAGUGGACAAAGUCUUUGGUGUAAAUGAGAGGACCUCAGCUACAGGAAACCUGCAUAGAAGAAAGAGAUACGUAGAAAUGAGGAGGAGUACGUACUUAGCAGAAGAUAUCAAAUUGGUCACCGUUCACAGAGAGAGAAAGGAUAAUGCUUGCAACACAACAGUCGACAAAGCAGCAUCUACAGUACACAGCUCCGACUCUUCACACAAAGCACACGCACACAAAGACGCAGGACGAGAGACAGAUGUUGAUGAACAGACAAAAUCAUGCAGAGAGGAUGAUAUUCAUGAGAGCCCAUUCAUGGAGAGAUCAGGAGAUUCACGAGAAAACGCUGGUGGCACACAGAGACGCAAAGAAGCACACCUGUUAUGGGAAGCGAAAGGACGAGGGCACGAAAGUUUUUCACAAGCCUUUAGUGCCCUCGUCCUUUGGCCUUCACUCGCAGAAAUUACAGAGCUGGAGUUACCAGAGCUCUUGAUCUUUCGAGCAGCUGGUCACUAG
This is a messenger RNA of Eucalyptus grandis, 1464 nucleotides long. RefSeq names its product protein HESO1. Gene Ontology annotation, molecular function: RNA uridylyltransferase activity. The record is from RefSeq and is a predicted model, not a curated record. Lineage: Eukaryota; Viridiplantae; Streptophyta; Magnoliopsida; Myrtales; Myrtaceae. The transcript is spliced from 8 exons. The coding region runs from base 136 to 1464 and encodes 442 amino acids.